Molecule: messenger RNA, 981 nt
Organism: Symbiodinium natans
Lineage: Eukaryota; Dinophyceae; Suessiales; Symbiodiniaceae
Source: the annotation of a GenBank genome assembly
AUGAAGCUGCGCCCUGAAGAGAUUUUCUUCUCGCAUGACUCCAUCAGCUGCCGCUUUUCAUGUGGCCGCUUCAUUGAAGACACGUACCAGCAACUUCGAGAUGGGGACAUCCACGUUUCCAUCAUCCCUAGGAUGACCGUCUGUGAGGUUGAUGGCGAGUGGUUUGCUUUCAAUGGCAACCGCCGUCUAUGGGUCUUCAAGAAGCUGGCCUUAGAAGGGAUUCUUCAGGAGGUCCAGGUUUAUGUCACAGACAGGUCAAUACCAAGGAGACGCUUCACUACCGACACUGAAGGAAGAAGGAUUGAAGUAAGGCACCGAAGCGAUUUGGACUUCCCGCCACCUGGGCCUCGGAUAUGCGCAAGAUUCCAAAACGAGGCCACCCAACAGUCUUUCAUGGAUUCGGCGACUGCAGGGGCCAUCAGUUCGGUGGCCCUUUCGUACGAAGGGUCUGGAUAUUUUCUUUGCAAAACGGGUGGAGGUUGGAAAUAUCGUGGAAUGUCGACAGAAGUCGGCACUGCGGUUUCAGAGAAGAAGGACUCUACUGCACCUACAUGCGUGGCUUUGGGAGAUGACGAUCGCUUUUUUGUGAAGUUAGACGAUGGGUCCAUGACUUGGAAAGCUUGCCAAGCGUUCUCCAAAGCUGUCAAGAAAGCUUCGAAGGAAAGAUUGACUGUUGAAGCGGUCGCAUUUGCGCCUCAUGGAGGCUGGUGGAUGCGCACCUCUGAUGGAGCAUCUCAGUGGGACGAUCUGCCUGAAACUUUGCAAGAGAGAUUGCAGGAAGAGGACGGAAGCGCUAUGUAUGUCUCCGUGAGCAAGGCAGGUGACGCGUGGUUUGUAGAAUUUCCUGGGUACAGAACUUGGCAGGGUGUGGAUGACAGUUGCACAAAGGCAAUAGACGAGCACGGUCGGCGCAUUUCUCGAAUUGUCUUUGGUGACUGUGACUUCGGCGGAUGUGAUGACAUAGUUCUCGAAUUUUAUUGA